Marmota monax (woodchuck) is the source of this 1320-nucleotide messenger RNA. It is a transcript of the gene Tslig3c, whose product is annotated as family with sequence similarity 98 member C. Gene Ontology annotation, cellular component: tRNA-splicing ligase complex. The record is from RefSeq and is a predicted model, not a curated record. NCBI's taxonomy places the organism in Eukaryota, Metazoa, Chordata, Mammalia, Rodentia, Sciuridae. The transcript has 8 exons. The coding region runs from base 67 to 1128 and encodes 353 amino acids.
GCUCCUGGGGCGGAGCCUGCCACCGGCCGGAAGGGGGCGCGAGUCCGGCACCAAGGCGACUUUUCCAUGGAGGGGGCGGAGGCAGAGGCGCAGGAGGGGGCCGCAGUGGCCCGGGACCUGCGAGCUCUGGGGUAUGGGGACUUCCCGGAGGUGGCAUCAAGGGGCCCCUCAUGCCCAGGCUUCAGGGCGCUGUGCGCGCGGCUGGCAGCGGAGCUGGUGACACUGGGCACUCUGGAGGAGCCGCGAGAGGAGGGUGCAGAAGUGCUAAGCGUCGGCAACGGCCCCGGCGCCGACGAGGGAUUCCUGCGGCAGUUGGCGGGACUGCUGCGGGCGUUGCACUGCCCGGAUCGCGCGCUCUGCGGCGAAGGCCGCGAGGCCGCGUUGCGGGAACCCGGCGCCGGCCUGCGCCUGCUGCGCUUUCUCUGCUCUGAGCUCCAGGCUGCCCGCCUCUUGUGCUUGCGCCCCCUGCUGGACUCCAGCUCAGUGACGCCCCUUGGGGACGGGGCAGAAGAGGAAGCUGGCACGGUCCAGGAACUGGUCCUCAUCCUGCAAGCCCUGGGGCUGCCCAGACCCAUGCCAGGGACUCAAGCCAGCCAGAUAUUGCGGGAGCUACAUGCCAAGAUUUCAGAGCUGCUGCCUUCCCUGCCCCCAGGGUACAUGCAGCCCCUCCUCAGCUACCCACUGAACGCACCCCAAUGGAAAGCGUUGGAGUCUCUAUCCGGAAGCUUGGCAGAUCAGUACUACUGCCGUCGCUGCCUCCUCCUCAAGCGCCUGGACCUCACGACAUCUGCUUUCCACUGGAGUGAUCGGGCAAAGGCUCAAGGAAAGGCCAUGAAGGCAGUGUUGAUGCCAAUUCGAGAGGUUUUGAGCCCGGAGUCAGACGUCUGCAUCGCGCAUGUUCUGGCUGCCCGAGCUGACCUUUCUCGCCUGGUCCCAGCAACUAGCAAGGCUGCCCGCCAGGGGACCAGCUGUGCCAUCAACAAGGUGCUUAUGGGUGAAAUGCCGGACCGGGGUGGCCGCCCCAACGAGCUGGAGGCCCCCAUGCCCAGCUGGCAGAGCCGGAGGGACGUCGGCGGUGGGGGGAAAGCGAGCCGCCAGCGCUGGGGCCGCAAGAAGAAGAAGAAGUAAAGGGCCGGGGGCGGGGCUCCGGGAGAUGCCCAGGCGCCAGUCACCCCUGGGAGUCAGUUUGGGGGUCCCUUGGUACCGGCCCCUAAGUCCCCAUCCCCUGGUUCUGGAGGCCCCCAAAUGUCCUGUGCCCGUCCACCUCUCAAUGCCAAGAACAAUGUUCCCUGGAAAAUAAAUUUAAUUUUGAUGGCUGUA